Nymphaea colorata (pocket water lily) is the source of this 1201-nucleotide messenger RNA. Its product is annotated as ras-related protein RABF1. The coding region runs from base 162 to 749 and encodes 195 amino acids. The record is from RefSeq and is a predicted model, not a curated record. The transcript has 8 exons. Lineage: Eukaryota; Viridiplantae; Streptophyta; Magnoliopsida; Nymphaeales; Nymphaeaceae. Gene Ontology annotation, molecular function: GTP binding; GTPase activity.
GGAGAGCAAUACAAUAGUGCUCUGAAACAAGGGGACUUCGUGUCAAACAUCAUUGGAAGCGCCGCAGAGGAACGACGGAGAGAGAGAGAGAGAGAGAGAUUCUACAGUUCUCGAUCUCCUCAUCUUUUGUUCGUUGGGAAUUAUUCUACCACGUAUUUCCGAUGGGAUGCUCUGCAUCUGUUCCUGGUAAAUCCAUCGGAGGGCAGACAUUAAAUUCAGAGACUAUUACAGUAGAUUCAAGGAACUUACGAGUAAAGCUGGUUCUUUUAGGGGACUCUGGAGUUGGUAAAAGCUGCAUUGUUCUGCGCUUUGUUCGUGGUCAGUUUGACCCAACCUCCAAGGUCACCGUGGGUGCAUCAUUCCUGUCACAGACAAUUGCUCUUCAAGACUCCACAACAGUAAAAUUUGAGAUAUGGGACACUGCUGGUCAGGAGAGGUACGCAGCAUUAGCCCCCUUAUAUUACCGUGGAGCAGCUGUUGCGAUUAUUGUCUAUGAUAUUACAAGUGUUGAUACUUUCCACAAAGCACAGUACUGGGUAAAGGAACUACAGAAACAUGGCAGUCCUGAAAUCGUUAUGGCAUUGGUGGGGAACAAAGCUGACCUUCAUGAGAAUCGAGCUGUUACUGUCGAAGAUGCGGUAGAGUAUGCAGAAAAAAAUGGAAUGUUCUUCAUUGAAACUUCUGCAAAGACUGCUGAUAAUAUUAAUCAACUUUUUGAGGAAAUUGCAAAGCGCUUGCCCCGUGCAUGAUCAGCAUUUGUCAUUUAAAGGCAGUCGCAUGGUACUUGAGUGAUAUUUUUUUUGCUCAUACAUGCACUUGCCUUGUCACAGUUCGGCAAAUUGGUGCAGAAUGUCUGCUGUUUCUAUGAUGUUCUUAGGCCUAUUUGUGUAACCCCAUCUCCAUACAUGAUUGGAGGACGAGGUAAAACUAAUAUGCUUGCUGUACAUUGAGGAAGGUUCCUUGUAUAGGUUAGGUGUUGUAAGGAUCGUGCAAAUUUUAUGGAAAAGGUUGGGCUUACCAUGAAUUCUUUCCAUGACAAAAAUGGUGGCAGUUAAUCAAAUUUGUCUGGCAUCAUUCCUUGACCAAUAUCUCAGGGAUAUUUCUUCAUUUUCAGUUUGUUUGAAACGGGUUUAGCUGGAGAUACAAAUCAAAUGAGAAAUGUAUCCAUGACUUACGUGCCAAGGUAGUUUCUUCCAAUGAA